AUGGAAGAAGAGGAGCGAACACUGCUAUCUGCAUAUCUUACGCCUCAGGAAAUCCAGGCUGCGAAGGACGAGAGAACGCCGCAGGUCAUUUCUACGGAACCGAUCAGCGACUGCGAAGAGGAUGAAAUGUCUAUGACACAGCUUGAAGCGCGGUCGCAGCCCCAAGUUGCCUCGCAGGCUGUCCAGCGCCCGGCCAAAAAUGCACUCGGCAAAAGACGCCGAAGCCCUCCAGCUGACCAUAUGGGAGAUGAUGAGGAGAUACAGCCCCGGGCUGCCUCGCGGGCUGCCCAGCGCCCGUCCAAUGAAGCACCCAGCAAAAGACCCGUAACCACUAUAGCUGACUGUCUGGAAGAUGAUGAGGAGGAACAUUAUGGAGAUGACGAGGAGAAUGACUAUGGUCAAGAGUCAGAGCGAAUGGAUCUGCCAGAGAUGCAGCAACGAGUCAUCUCCCAUAUGGUCAGCUGGAGGGCUUCGGCGUCUUUUGCCGAGUGCAUUUUUGGACGGGCGCUGGACAGCCUGCGAGGCAACUCGGGGCUGCGACCGCGCUUCAAGCUGUGUCAUAGACAUUUCAUCCUCUUCGCAGUCGCUGAUCGGUUCCGUAGAAAUGACCUGCGGCGUUCUCUCUUCCUUCGCAGCCUGGAUUUCCUGAGGCGUAAGAUAUGCAGAUAG
Molecule: messenger RNA, 669 nt
Organism: Penicillium bovifimosum
Lineage: Eukaryota; Fungi; Ascomycota; Eurotiomycetes; Eurotiales; Aspergillaceae
Exons: 1
Coding region: 1-669 (222 amino acids)
Source: RefSeq, a predicted model, not a curated record